AUGACAGCAAGUGAUGUUGGCAUUGCAUUGCAGCAGGCCCAGCAGGGAGUGCAAGGCUUUGACUUUGGAGACCAUCCCAACAUGCGCCAUCAACUUGACCCGACCUCACCAUACUAUAACCCACGGCAAGAAGAGCAGCUGAACUACAACGGGGGUCAACACGGAGUUUCCCAUCAUCUCGGGAAUGGCUUCAUGCAGAAUCCCAACAUUGCUCAAAACGACACGGCGCUGGCUGAGCUUGUUCGCCGGACAAACCUUGCCGUGUCCCUUGCAAAUCACAAUAUCAAUCCCCGAAGCCAGUUCACACAGGUACAUCCUAUGAUGUGCUUUGACGGGAGAUUCCCUACGGAUUUCCGCAGCCCCAAGACCGUUGAGUCGGUCAAGCUGCUAGAUGUAACCCAGCUGGACCGAAUAUUACAGGAGUACAAGCUACCUUACGAUACUCGCUCGAUAAUCAACAGCACAAACUCGCACCUGUUACGAGACGGUAGGGACUCGAUCAGUUCAUCCCGUCUGCGGCAGGCCAAAUUGCAAAUUCUCUUCGAGCAUCUGGGAGCCAGCAGGAUUGUCGAGCAAGAGAGGCAGAAGCGCCUAUGA
Molecule: messenger RNA, 597 nt
Organism: Trichophyton verrucosum HKI 0517
Lineage: Eukaryota; Fungi; Ascomycota; Eurotiomycetes; Onygenales; Arthrodermataceae
Exons: 2
Coding region: 1-597 (198 amino acids)
Source: RefSeq, a predicted model, not a curated record